Messenger RNA from Ceratosolen solmsi marchali, 1329 nucleotides. RefSeq names its product syntaxin 13 (gene Syx13). The coding region runs from base 170 to 985 and encodes 271 amino acids. The record is from RefSeq and is a predicted model, not a curated record. The transcript is spliced from 6 exons. NCBI's taxonomy places the organism in Eukaryota, Metazoa, Arthropoda, Insecta, Hymenoptera, Agaonidae. Gene Ontology annotation, cellular component: SNARE complex; membrane; endomembrane system. Gene Ontology annotation, molecular function: SNARE binding; SNAP receptor activity. Gene Ontology annotation, biological process: vesicle-mediated transport; vesicle fusion; intracellular protein transport.
CAUCGUGUGUCGGCUUAACUCGCGCAACGCCUGAGUCAACGAAGAUAGAAAGCGGCUCGAGCUGCAAAUUCAUUGCGAGAUACAGCACGAUCGUAUUCAACAGACACUUUAAAUGCCUAUCGAAUCACCCUUCUUAUCCUAAAGAGCUCCUGAACAAUUUAUCACCAGGAUGGCACAUAGUUCUCAAAAUUAUGGAUCUACCGAUCAGAGAACUGAUGUACCUGAUGUGGGCUUCAGUCCAACAGAACUUUAUAGUCUAAGUGAAAAUAUAACAACAAAUAUCUAUACAAUUAAUACAAGUUAUAGAACCUUAGAUCGUGCUUUCAAGCACAUUGGUACAAAUAAAGAUAAUCAGGGUCUCAGGGAUAAAGUGCAUGUGGCACAGUUAAGCACAAAUCAAGUGGUGACUCAAACAAGUAAAAAUAUUGCACGACUGACAGUUCUGAUGAGACGAGGUGAUAAACAACAAAAGUUACAAAUUGAAAAACUUACGAGUGAUUUUAAAGAUGCCUUGCAAAAAUAUUCUGAUAUGCAAAGAUCAAUUGCUGAUAAAAUGAAGAGGCACAUACUGGUUAUAAGUAGUAUAGAAACUCGUGGUGAUGAGGAAGAAGAUGACAAGGAAAGUUUGAUUCAGAUUCAAGAGGAUACUAAACGAAAAGCUAAGCAAAGAGCAUUGGAAUUCGAUCACGGAUUAAUUUUGGAUCAAGAAGAAAGGAUAAAACGAAUCGAAGGAGACAUUUUAGAUGUGAAUCAGGUCAUGAGGGAGCUUGGAGCUCUUGUGCAUCAACAAGCAGAAUCAAUUAGUAAUAUCGAAAAUAAUAUCGAAAGUGUACAUGACCAUGUUGAAUUAGGAACACAGGAAUUAAUAAAGGCUAGUAAUUACCAAAGUAAAUUUCGACGAAAAGUUUGUGUUCUCUUGACUGUAGUUAUUGCUUUUGUGAUUAUUUUGAUACUGUGCAUGGUUUUAGCUAAUAAAUCAAGUUAGCGCUUCUAGAUGUUCUAAGUAGCUGUAGAAAGUCGAAUGUGGUUGUCUCAAUCUAUUGCAAUGACUCGUUUUAAAAGAGUUCUGUCCAUUAUAAAGUAUGAUAUUGCCAAUUUUUAUUGACUUUGCGAAUACAUAAUACGCAACAAAAAAAGAUCAGAGACUUAUUAGAAGAAGUAAAGAAUGACUUUCUACAUUUAAGCUACAAUGACUUGAAAUUGGGCAAUUGUACGAAAAAGGUGCGUUUAAUUCUAUUCAAUCUUCAUGUGAAUUAGAUAGGUAUAAUAUCAAAUGAUAAAAUUGUGGUAUGAAUAAUUUAUCGUUCGAUCUCUGUUAAUGAAUUUAUG